AUGAAUUCUUCUAACAGAAGCUUUGCAAGAUUUUUCCUUCCUGGGCAAUCCAUUGCAUCCAUGUUUUUCAUGGUCUACCUGAUGCUACCGAACAUAUCGCUGCUUCUGGAUACACCCAAUUCACAACUGCGUUCAAGGCAUUCACAUUAUUUAAGGAAUUUGUCCCAUACAUAUUCAGGUGAAGAUGGCAGAUUAGAUAGAAAUAAAGUAAAGAAAAAGACGCGUGGUGUUGAACAAAUGGUCGCGAGAAUAAUUUCUGGCGGACGUAAAAAAAAAAAGAAUAAAAGCAACAUGGACGAAUUUUAUGAAAAUGAAUUUAAUAACACACAAGAGGAUACUCAUGAAGAAGCAAAACCGUUAACAGAUGAAGACAUAGACGAAUAUACAAAUUGUUUAGCAUUAUAUCCACAUAGGAGCGACAUUUGUAGCGUAUGGUCGAAAAUGUGUGGAAAUGAAGUAAAUAAAUUUUAUGAUGUUAUAAAUCACUUUUUUACCUUAUAUGAUGAAAUAAAGAAGAAAUAUAAAGUAAGAAAAGAAAACUUUAGAGAAAACAUCUGGGAAUAUUUUGAUGAAAUAGUAAUAAAACAACUACCAAACAUAGAAAAUUAUUUUGAAAACCUCAUUAAUGAUCUCAUUAACGAAAAACCCCUAACGAAAUAUGAACUUAUGAUAUUGAUUAAAGAGUAUAGAAUUGUAUGCACUAACUUAAGAGAAGAGCUCUUCAGUCAGGGCCAAGUUGAAAUAGCCCAAGCUAUGAUGCAGAUACCGUGGUGGAAAGAUAUUUAG
Messenger RNA from Plasmodium fragile, 786 nucleotides. RefSeq lists its product as uncharacterized. NCBI's taxonomy places the organism in Eukaryota, Apicomplexa, Aconoidasida, Haemosporida, Plasmodiidae. The coding region runs from base 1 to 786 and encodes 261 amino acids. The record is from RefSeq and is a predicted model, not a curated record. The transcript is spliced from 2 exons.